GCUGCGCGCUUCUCCUCCGGGCGCCGUUGCAGUGCCGGUUGCGGAAGAGGCGAAGCUAAAGCAAAUCGGAGGCUCAGCCAUGAGCGGCUCCCAGUCGCUCCUGUGGGCUGUGGAUAUUUUUGGAAGAGUGUACACCUUAUCCACCACCGGCCAGUACUGGGAGCUGUGCAAGGAUGGAGAACUGGAAGUGAAGCGAGUUUCGGCCGUCAAACAAUGCUGUUGGGGGCUCGCUUGCGAUCAUCAGAUCUACGUUUACGUCCACUCCAGCGACGUCCCCAUCCGAUUCAAAGAGGAAACCUAUGAGAAUCAGCGCUGGAACCCGGUGGUGGGCUUUUGCAACAGUCUGCUGCCCAGCGACCGCUGGCCAUGGAGUGACGUGAGUGGGCUGAAGCACCAGCAGCUGGAAAGCUUUGCGCUGCCCUCUCCUCACUGGGAGUGGGAGUCUGACUGGUACGUGGAUGAAAAUUUUGGAGGGGAAGCCACAGAGAAAGGGGUAGGUGAACCGUAUGGGAUCCGCCGUCUCGGGGGAAAGCCGCGUUAA
Notechis scutatus (mainland tiger snake) is the source of this 541-nucleotide messenger RNA. Lineage: Eukaryota; Metazoa; Chordata; Lepidosauria; Squamata; Elapidae. The record is from RefSeq and is a predicted model, not a curated record.